This is a messenger RNA of Trichomonas vaginalis G3, 597 nucleotides long. Its product is annotated as pectin lyase-like family. The transcript has a single exon. The record is from RefSeq and is a predicted model, not a curated record. Bases 1 to 597 code for a protein of 198 amino acids. NCBI's taxonomy places the organism in Eukaryota, Parabasalia, Trichomonadida, Trichomonadidae.
AUGUCAAGGGGAAGUAAUUCAAAAAUAAAUGUUUUACAUAGUAGUUUCCUUUCUAUUAAAGGAAAAACAUCUGUUUUGGCUGGAAAACACAAAUCAAAUAUUUCAAUAAUUGAUUGCAAUUUCCUGAAUACAAUGGUGACUGUUGGAGCUGUUUCAUCAUCAAGAGGAACUGUAGAUAUAUCCAACUCCAUAUUUGAUAAGAAUUGGGCUCCUGCAGUUUCAGUUGCAAAUUCACGCGCAAAUAUCAAUAAUGUUUCAUUUUCAAAUAGCUUUGCUAUAAAUAAAUGGUCUGUUUACGGUGAAACAAGUCAAAUUUCUAUCAAAAAUUCACAAUUUUCAGAUCAAUCACUAAAGAGUUUGAUUCAUAAUAAUGGAAACUCAGAAUUAUAUAGACUAACAUUUAACUCUUCUAAAGAGUAUAGUUUGUCUUCUAAAUUGGCUGAAAAAUGUAUUGAAUGCAAUUUUGGAAUUGCGUUUACAGAUUCAACAUCGAAUUUCAUUAUGAUUCAGAUGUUUGUCAUCUAUGCCCUUAUCAUUGCCAUUGUUAUUUCAUUGUUAAAGAGGAGAAAAAUUUUCAAGCCAAGGAAGUUACUUUAA